AUGUAGAAUGUGAAGAAUGUAAAUAGAAAAGUAAUUAUAAAUAGAAAUAACAGAUGGGAAAUUCAAAAAUUCAGGGAACAAGAGAAACAAAUCAGUAGAGAAAGAAAAAAAAAUUUGAAUUUAAGCAUAGAAAUUCAAAACUCCAUAAAAGAUAAUUAAAAUAAGCAAAAGAAAAAGAAUAAAUAAAACUAAAUUAAAGUCUUCAUCAAGUGACACAUUCUCCUUCUCUUUGUCAUCAUCAUCUCAAAUUCUUCUUCUGGUAUUCGUGCUUAAUCAUUCCCAAAUAAAUGAGAUAUUAAGAUUUGAAUCUAGAUAUUUAUUAAUUGGGCAAAACAAAUAUCAUUUAACUUACAAUAAUCAAAUAUUAAUUUAUUUAAUACUUAUUAAUGGGAUGCACUCAAGGCAAGCCGCCCCAAAAACACUCAGCUUAAGGGCAUUAGUAGCCUCCAGCUAACCUUUUACCAGAGCCUUAGUUGACAGAUCAUCACUAAAAUCCAAAGGAUAAGCUUGACUAUGUUCUAAGCAACACUACUCUAGACCAUCUUGAGCAAAAGAAGUAUAUUUAAAUAUGAAAUAGAUCAAACUAUGAUAAAUUGAUUGAUAAUUUAGUGUAGUAGAUGAAGAUUUCAUAAAAGGAAUUUCCAUCUUACAAUGACAUUUUAGUUGAUUAUUAUAAAAAAAUUACUGAGUAGAACAAUCCUGGGAAAGAACUUAUUCACUCAUCUAUUAAUUUUAUGACCCAAGAGUUCAAUUAAUUCAAUAAAUUGGAAUCAUUCUUGGAAGAAUCAGAUAAGCAACUUUAACAGAAAACUUUUAAAUUUUUAAUUGAUUUAUACUUCAUUUUGUCAACAAUGAAGACUGAAAUAUAAUUAUAAAGUUAUUGGUCUGGCGACUAUAUGAAAAGAUAUGAAGAUCAAGAUCAUCAUGUAUCUAUAUAAAAUGAUAAUACUAAUACUUAAAUUUCAAAUUUGAAUUAAAUUGAGUUAUAUUUGAAAUAAAAGAUUCAAAAGGCUAUCUAAAAUAUAUCAUAAAGACAAAGAUAAUAGUAAAAUACAAUAUCAUCUUAGGCAACUCAUCAAGAUUAACAGUUCUCACGAUGAAGUAAUGACUAAAACCGCUUUUAAUCACAAUGAAACUAUCGUUCAUCAUGCUAAAUCAUAAAACUAGAAGUACGCAACUCCAAUAUGAAAUUUAUUGAUAUUUAAUAUUUGAUCCAAU
Paramecium octaurelia is the source of this 1218-nucleotide messenger RNA. Lineage: Eukaryota; Ciliophora; Oligohymenophorea; Peniculida; Parameciidae. The record is from the annotation of a GenBank genome assembly.